Molecule: messenger RNA, 1455 nt
Organism: Ceratina calcarata
Lineage: Eukaryota; Metazoa; Arthropoda; Insecta; Hymenoptera; Apidae
Gene: Polr3C
Product: RNA polymerase III subunit C
Exons: 7
Coding region: 57-1244 (395 amino acids)
Biological process (GO): DNA-templated transcription
Cellular component (GO): RNA polymerase III complex
Molecular function (GO): single-stranded DNA binding
Source: RefSeq, a predicted model, not a curated record
GUUAUCCAAGGUAUAUACUCUUCGUGAAAAAGGCGUGUGAGAAAGAAGGUGAAAUUAUGUUAGAACAAGUUCUAAAACAUGGGUAUAUAACAGCUUCUGAAAUAAUUAUCAGGACAUAUAAAAGAAUAGAACAAUCACCUUCUGACAUGCAACCAUCAGUAUCUGAUUUAAAAGAUACAUUUGAAUUGUUAGUCAAAAACCAAUUUUUGAUGCGUAGCUUGUAUACAGAAUCAGCAGAGAGAAGAUCAGCUGAGAAACCUGAUUUCACAGUACCAGACUUAAACUUAACUGCCAUUACUAAAAGACUGGAAGGAGUGGAUAGUGAUGCUGGAGACAGUAAAAUAUAUUGGACAGUAAACUUUGAUCGAAUUAAUCAAGAUCUUAGGGAUGAAAUUAUUGUAUCAGCUAUGCGUAAAAGACUUGACGAAAAUGCAGCAGAAUUGAUGAGGCAGUUACUAUUUCUUAUGUACUUGCGGACAGCAUCAUGGGCACAUACAUCGAAUCCGAUACCGUUUACAGAAAUAAGAGACGCAAUUAAAAAAGUGAAUUAUCCUCUACUUGCGCAACAUCUUGAUCAAUAUUUACGUCUUAUUGAAGAGGAUACUAGUCAGUUUUUGAAACGAGUAGGAGACUCUGGAGGUGGUCAGUAUAGCGUUAACAUGAAGGAAGCUUUUACUCAGUUAGCAUGGACGACAUUAGACAAUAUUGUAAUGGAGCGAUUUGGUUCAAAGGCAGCUAGAAUCUUCAGAUUAGUACGUGACAGGAAGUAUAUUGAGCAGGAACAAAUCCAGCAAUUAGCUAUGAUUCCUGCAAAAGAGGCUAAACAUCUCACGUACACUUUAUUACAAGAGAAUUAUCUGCAAAUGCAGGAAAUAAAGAAAGCUGGUGUGUCAGCAGCGCCGAUAAAGACAUUCUUUCUAUUUCAUAUCGAUUUGAAUUUGGUCAUUCGUAUGGAAGUGGAACAUUGUUAUCAUGCAUUGUACAAUACUAUGCAAAGGCGGGAGUAUGAAAUAAGUAGUAAUAAACGCAUGAUCGAUAAACAAUUGCGAAUGCAAACUCUUACGAGUAACCUGAAAGAACACGGUGCUACUGAGGAGCAAUUAGCUGAGAUCGCAGAUAUGAUGACACCAUCUGAAAAGCAACAAUUGGAAAAAGUUCAAAAUACGAUUAAGAAACUGGGGAUGACUGAAUUGCAGAUAGACGAUACUUUAUUCCUUUUGAUGAUGUAUUUACGUUAUCAUUGAAUAAAGAUAUUUCUUUGUAGAUGUAUCAUGGUACUAUUUCUGAAUAAUGGUGCAUACUUCUGUGCUGCACGAUGUCCCGAAAAAAGUACAUGAAGUUUCGUUCAUUUAUAUAGUUAUUUAUUUAUGUAUAAUAAUGGUUACGCUUGUAAAAUACAAACAACAAAGAAUACCUAACUUUCAAAUUAUUAUAAUAAAUAUAAUCAUAUACCUA